AUGAACUGUGACUGUAGAGAGGAGCCAGGGGACAGUCACAGUCCAGAGCUAGGGGACAGUCCAGAACCAGGGGACAGUCACAGUCCAGAACCAGGGGACAGUCCCAGUCCAGAGCCAGGGGACAGUCACAGUCCAGAACCAGGGGAAAGUCACAGUCCAGAACCAGGGGAAAGUCACAGUCCAGAGCUAGGGGACAGUCACAGUCCAGAACCAGGGGACAGUCACAGUCCAGAACCAGGGGACAGUCACAGUCCAGAACCAGGGGACAGUCACAGUCCAGAGCCAGGGGACAGUCACAGUCCAGAACCAGGGGACAGUCACAGUCCAGAGACAGGGGACAGUCACAGUCCAGAGCCAGGGGACAGUCACAGUCCAGAGCCAGGGGACAGUCACAGUCCAGAGCCAAGGGACAGCCACAGUCCAGAACCAGGGGACAGUCACAGUCCAAAACAAGGGGACAGUCACAGUCCAGAGCCAGGGGACAGUCACAGUCCAGAGCCAGGGGACAGUCACAGUCCAGAGCCAGGGACAGUCACAGUCCAGAGCCAAGGGACUGUCACAGUCCAGAACCAGCGGACAGUCACAGUCCAAAACAAGGGGACAGUCACAUUCCAGAGCCAGGGGACAGUCACAGUCCAGAGCCAGGGGACAGUCACAGUCCAGUGCCAGGGGACAGUCACAGUCCAGAGCCAAGGGACAGUCACAGUCCAGAGCCAAGGGACAGUCACAGUCCAGAGCUAG
Molecule: messenger RNA, 741 nt
Organism: Salmo salar (Atlantic salmon)
Lineage: Eukaryota; Metazoa; Chordata; Actinopteri; Salmoniformes; Salmonidae
Source: RefSeq, a predicted model, not a curated record